Messenger RNA from Didymodactylos carnosus, 738 nucleotides. The record is from the annotation of a GenBank genome assembly. NCBI's taxonomy places the organism in Eukaryota, Metazoa, Rotifera, Eurotatoria, Philodinida, Philodinidae.
AUGUUCUGCAAGACUAUGGCCUUCCCUCAGAGCUUAAUUUUUUUACAAUUUUUUGUUAAAUCGUGUUACACUGAAACUUCUAGUAUUGAAGGUUUUAAUUUUCUCGAAUUAUUAAAAGACAUUAAACCACCAUGCACAAUAGAACAAUAUAUUCGAAAUGGUAGUCAGAUUCAAACAAUUCACACUGAUCUUAAUAAACUAUGUACAGACGGUACGUCAGAACAAAAGCUUUUGUGUAAGAUGCUAUUUGAUUCAACCAAAUUAGCAUGUCAAAAUAACGUAAAAAAUACAGCGAUACUCAAACGGAAAAUUAUAUGCAAUGGCACUCGCGCUCUGAGGAUAAAUAAGUGGAUAAUUGACAAAUCAAAUUUACAAGAUGAAAAACCAGAAACAUUAUGUCAGAAAGUGUGUACAAAAGAAACAAAAAAUUUAUGUCAACUUUUUUAUGAAUUAGGAGAGUCUAUAUUGAAAGAAGGUGAUCAAGUACGAGAAGAACCAGUCGAUAGUAAUAAUGCUGUUGAUGAUCAACAAAAACAAAAAUCUGCCGCAUCAUCUGCCAAUACCGUAAAUAAUCGAUCCUCAAGUAAAAAUUCGGUUAAUGGAGCCGAUACAUCAGAAAAUAGUGAUAACGAUAAAGGAUCAUAUUCUAGAACGGAAACCAAAGAUAAAACAUCAGAUGUUGGCAGAAAGUCUAAAAACAAUACGUCGAAUUUGAUCAGCGGUGAGUUUACAGUUUAA